Messenger RNA from Klebsormidium nitens, 4138 nucleotides. NCBI's taxonomy places the organism in Eukaryota, Viridiplantae, Streptophyta, Klebsormidiophyceae, Klebsormidiales, Klebsormidiaceae. The record is from the annotation of a GenBank genome assembly.
CCCCGUGUUGUUUAAUCAACAAAAGCCCGCAGCAGGUGACAUCGAGGAAAAGGAGGGUUGGCCGCCAUGGUGCGGGUAGCAACAGCAUACUAUAGACGUUGAGGGCCCACCCACCGGAUUCAGUAUUUACUUGAAAAGAGCAGGGCCUACGGUGAGCCGGGCCUACGCGCACUGGCCUGCUGACAAGGAAGAAAUACUUAAGAACACAAAUGACAAUUCUCAGCUUUCUGCAGAUUCAUGACGAGGAGAUGUUGGUUGGCUUUGUAGGAGGCAUAUAUUCUUUCCAGUUAUGGUCCAGAACAGGGAUUGCCAGCUCUAGCUCGACCUUUUAUCUACUGCACCUACUCAAGAAGAUGCAGCAGCUAGAAAGAAUCUGAGGAGAGCUGCUGAUCAACUUGUUGAGAGCAUACUCGCUCAGCACUCGAGCGUGCGACCAGAGCUCACAAUCUUUCGCAGACUCCGACUGCUCUGAAGCUGCUGGUUCAGAAAGCAUGGGCAACAGCAAUGCACCACCAGGAGAAGGGGCUGGGGCUGGACUGCUUGAGCAAGAAGACAACUCUGAGUAUGGGGAAUUUGAGGCCCCCAGCAUGGUUCUGGCUCUGAAGCACGCCGAUGCAUCGGGGCCGCACCGCUUGGUUGAUAAGGAGGUGGUCAAGUACCAGCUCUGGAAGACCACCCCCCUCGAGCUGGGGUCCCUUGGAGUUGGCGUUGGCCUGUACUUUGAAACUCUGCGCUUGCUUGGCUACUUUCUCAUUGCCAUGGCUGUACUGCAUGGAACUAUCCUGCUACUCUGCGCAGCAGCGUUUAAGACUGUGGAGGACCCCAGCAUCUAUCAGCCGCUGACGGCCUACACGUUGGGAGCCAUGUACUCAGAUCCUGCCGUACCCAGUAGCACGCGAGUCAGCCUGGCGGGAACGUCCGUGUCAAAGAAAACCCUCCUUCUGGCGAUGGCCAUCCUUGAUGCCUCGGCCACCGUCCUGUUUCUCGCCAGCCUGGUUUGCAUCAAAGUUUGGCAGCGACACGCAACGCUAGAGAUCGACGACGCGACCAUCACCCUCGGCGACUUUGCGAUCCAGGUCAAGCGCCUGCCAACGGGGGCGACGGAUGCUGACAUUAGGACCCACUUUUCGCAGUUUGGCGAGAUUGUGGACGUGGCGAUCGCUCGGAACGACGGGAACCUGCUGCGGAUGCUGGAACGGCAGCAGCACGACGUCGCUCAGCUUGGACGCUUGACGGCGCUGAUCGCCAAGACCAAGGGGCACCAGGGGAUUCAAGAAAAGGCGCGCCUGGAGGAGAAGCUGCUGGAGGACGAGGCGAGCAUCGCGUAUCUGCUGAAGGAGCGGCCCUUCGAGGUGGUCGCCGCGUUCGCGACUUUCGACGACGAGGACGCGCGCUUCCGCUGCAUUUCUAGUUACUCCGACAGCCUGCCCGGCAUCUACGCGCAACCCAAGCGCCUCCGGUUCCUGCGCAAGAAGCGGAUCGCGGUGCGCGCCGCGCCGGAGCCGGAGGACGUCCUGUGGGAGAAUCUGGAGGUCGGCUACUGGGCGCGUUGGUCGCGGCGCAUCGGAAGCGCGCUCUUCACUCUAGUUCUCCUCUGCAUCACCACGGGAUUCAUGAUCGCCGCCAAGGGUUAUGAUAGUCGAUUGCCGCCGGAGGUGAAUUGCGAGGCGUCAGCGAAAAGGGGCACGCUCGAGUGUCCCCAGCUGUGGAAUUUGACGGCGACGACCGGAAACGCGGAUCCGGUGCGAGUUGAGGUACACAGCCUGAAGGCAAACACUAGCGGGAUCAUGUGCCGGCCGGUCGUGUUCAACGGGCUCUUCCGGGCAAACGUCACAGCCGUGGCGGCCAACGCGACGGCUGCGGGGCUGCCGCUUCCAACCACCGAGAUCAUCCAAUGCGCGGCCGCCACGUGUUACUCCUGCUUCUGUAAGACGACGGGCCUCUCCGCCGCGGUCAACGACGCACUCGGCUUGGGCAGCUAUUGCCGGCGCUACUGGCUGAACGUCACGCUGACGUACGUGUUCAAAGCGCUCGCUGUCGUCACUGCUACCGUCAUCAACACCAUCCUGUACGCCGUCAUGCCGUGGCUGUCGUCACUGGAGCGUCACCAUUUGCUGACGGCGCAGGAGGCGGCCACUGCCGAGAAGCUGUUCAUCACGCAGCUCCUCAACUGCGCGGUCAUCGGAACGCUCGUCUACGCGCACAUCGCGGGCUUGAGCCGCGGCAAGGUCACCAACUGGUUCUUCAACGGGCUUUACGAAGAUUUCGACACCGCGUGGUAUAGUGCCGUCGGCAGCACGCUAGUGAUUACGUUGACCGUCCAGAUCGUGGUGCCGUUCAUCAACGAGGCGCUCGGCGUCGCGUGGGCGUGGGGGAAGAGAUGGCUUUGGGCGAAAAGCCAGCUCAUCCAAAGCGACCUGAACAAGUUGAUGGAGGGCCUUGAGUUCACCCUAGCCGACCGGUACGGCCAGCUGCUGACGCUUAUAUUCGUUGCCAUGGUCUUCAGCGCGGGCAUCCCCAUUCUGCACCUCAUUCUCACGGCAGCAAUUCACAUCAUUUAUUGGGUCGACAAGAUCACACUCCUCCGCCUGUCGCGCACUCCCGCGCAGUAUGACGACACCAUGACGAAUGCAUUCCUGGCCACGCUCCCCUGGGCGGCGUGGAUCCACUGCGCCGUCGCGGUCUGGAUGUACGGCGGGCUGCCGUCCAAUACCUUUGGGGAGGCGCAAGACGCGCUUGGCGGCCGCAUCCCCCAGCCUACGCGGCAGCUCAACUGGACGGACCGCAUCACCAAGGCCAACGCCGCGCCCGCGCUCGCGCUGUUUCUGCUGCUGACCAUAUAUCUUCUGGCGCGCCCGUUUUACAACGGCGCGCGCGCGCUCGCGGCGCUCUUCUGGCGGUCCAACCAGGUGCGGGACGAGAACCUGGCCGUCACGUUGCGGCAAGCCCUUAAGGACGAGUGCGUGUCCGGCCUGCGCAGCUACCAGCGCACCGCGAACCCGCGCUACCACCUCGCGCAGCGAACGGCGGCGUUUGUGCGCACCGCAGAGGCGCCCACCAUUGCGGACCGGUUAGAAGUCACCAAAUCGCGGCUGCCCAGCUUUCUGCAGCGCUAUCUCACCCGAGGGCGGGUAUCGAAGAUCGGGCGAGAGUUGCCCGACCCCCCUGAGAAAACGGAGCGCCAGAAGGGGGAUCCCGCUGACGUCGCUCGGGAGCGGCUACCGGGGACAGUAGAAAAGAGCGCAGAUGCGGGAGCGGCGCCCAGAUCGAGUGCCCGGUUGGCCAACGAGAGCGGCGAGAAAGUGCGGGGAAGCGUGCCGCCCAGUCAGUGGCCGGGGCUCGGAAAGUAUGGUAACGGUAUGACGGAGUAUGGUAACGGAGACGACCCGACGCAGCUGCAGCAAAACGGCGACCCCUUGAGCGCGAGGGCGGCCGCGGAGCUGGACGCUCCAGGGUUUAGUGAGGGUUUACACGGACUAGCACUGCAACCGGAAGGUUACGUGAAUAGGGUUAGGUUUGAGGGUGAGCAGCCGGAGGAUUCCAUGCCUGCUAGUGGGUCCAGUCGGAACGGAUCCGUUUCCAGAUUCCCCACGUCAAAUGCGAAGAUCGGAAGAUAGCCUGUCGGCAGCGUUCAGCGUCUUCUAAUCGUACUCGUCGGCAGCCUGCAGCGUCUUUCAAACUGAAAGCUGGUGACAGAGCCGGAGAAUAAGAUACAAGAGCGGAACGUGACGCCGUUACAUGAAGCAGAAGCAAUCACUUCGCGAGAAUUUGAACGGCUAAACUGAAACAAGUUUAGGGUCAAUGCGGCGUGCAAGGCGGCGAAUUUGCAACUUAAUCAGAGUCCUAAACAGGAGGUCGGUGACUUUGUCGAACGGAGGGAUAGGAAGCUUGGAUUGAUCAAAUCGUGUGACCGCAACAAUUCAUUCUGUGAGCUGCAAAAGCGGAAAGGAAAAGACGGUUGUAUUUGGUGCCCGAAUUAACGUAAGAGAUACAGGCAGACUCAGUGCAGCGGAUUGUUUAAUAGCUAAGGACUUCGGAAGACAGACCAGACUAUGCAGACUUAACCACAUAAUUGAGCAUGAAAUGACCGGGAACUCAUCAGGCAGUACAAAUAUUCCAAGGUCAUGUUAUGCAACGU